UCUUGAGUGGUUCCCAUCUUCUUCUCCACACCCUGCCGUGUGCCCCAGGCCUGCCACUGCUGCUGUGCUGUGUCCCCUGAGCUGGGGCCCUCAGCCGCCAGUGUUCACUGGGAGGCCGAGCUGGGAGAACAGGAGCAUCUACUGUGAGGAUUUUGGGCCUUUCCUUUGUGGUGCUCUUCCUCCUGAAUUCUCGAGUGGUUCCCAUCUUCUUCUCCACACCCUGCCGUGUGCCCCAGGCCUGCCACUGCUGCUGUGCUGUGUCCCCCUGAGCUGGGGCCCUCGGCUGCUGGUGUCUGCUGGAAGCCAAGGCUGGGAGAACAGGACCAUCUGCUGUGAGCUUCAGGGUCGAUCCUGCAAACAGGAAAGCAGCAGGCACAUCCAGGCUGCUGGGAAGGACACCCUGGCUCUUGUGCCAGCCCAGGCCAGGCUCCAGCAGCUGGCCAUGGCCUCGCAGAAGGACACAAAAGAGGAAGAUGCAAAAGCCCAGCUCCUGGCAGAGGCAUUUCAGAAGGAAGGACUGGAUGCUGGAUUCUGGCUGCCCAAAAUGUCAGAGAUCCUGGGAAUCAAAUGCAGAGAAGCCCUGCAACAUGUGGAAUAUGAAGACUACCUCAAGCUGGCGUGUAAAGCACGGAAGCCUUGGGAGAAAAAGGCGCUCCGGAAACUCCUGAACAUAACAGAUGACAAAACAGCCUUUAAAGAGCUGCAGAAAGAGCACGUGGAGAACACAAAGCAAAGGCAAGAAGUGGCCAAACAAGCCCUGAAAGAUUUGACAGAAAUGCUCAACAGUCGCAGCCACAGCCAGGAUGCGCUGAGGAAGAAAGCAGAGACUCUGUGGCAAGCCAUGGAGAUUCCCAAAGAGUUCUGGCCAUCUCCAAAGAAACCCUUGGCAGAAAUGCUGGAGAGCAUCCAUAAGCAGCUGGAGCAGCAGCAGGAGCUGUCAGCAGGCAGGAGGGAGAACAUCCCUGACACCGAGGUGCUGAGGCGGGCGUCGGGGGGACUGGCCCUGCAGGGCAUCUACAGAACCAGCAGAGCUGGAGAUGUGCUGGCAACACGAGAGCAGCUUCUCAGGGUUCCUGAGGGAUUCCAGCUCGCUGGUCCAGAGCAGGGAUCGCUGCUUGAGAGGAGGGAGUUCUCCUCCUCUGCAGAAGAAUCCACUUUCACCAAGUCCAUGGAGCAGCUGGGCUUCAGUAUGAGUGUUUCUGCCAAAUUUGCAUUCUUGGGCAUGAAUCUGGGAGUGGGUGUAGAUCACAGCAAGUCCUCACAGUCCCAGGUCACCCACCAGUCCCACUCUGAGCAAAGCUACUUCUGCACCACCAAGUUCCAGUACAUCCCCCUGGCCUCCUGCUACUUCCAAAGGCAUCAGCUUUGUCUUUCGGAUGCGGCUCUGCGGGAGCUGCAAGACAUGGAGCAGAUUUUGGGGGUCACUGGGAAAGAAGACAACCCCAGCUUUGUGAAAAUGUGUGAGAGCUUUUUCAGCAGGUUUGGGUCCCACAUAAACCAGGGUCCCCUCCACUUUGGGGGGAUAUUCUGGUGGAAGGCGUCCACAGAAGGAUUCCGAGCUGAUCAGCGCGAAGACGUGAAGCAACAAACAACAGAAGCACUGAACAGCUUUGUCAGGAGGAGCUAUGGUGACUUCCUGGCAAGUGCUGCAGCGGCCCUGGAUGUUUCUAAAUCCAGCUCACAGGUUUCUGUCUUGGGAAGAGCAAGGGAGAGAUCCCAUACAGCCAUUCAGCUCUAUGUGGUCAACACAGGGGGCCCAGCAGACGCAGCUUCUCUUCCUCAGUGGAAAACGGGACUUGUGUCUGAUAACACAACGUGGUGCGUUAUCGACCGCGGCUUUGAGCUGAUCCCAGUGUGGGACAUCAUCCUGUGCAAUCACUGUGGAGAUUUUAAGUCUGUUGGUCAGAUGAGCAGAGCCCUCAGGGAUGCGUACAAAGCGCUGAAAAAUCAGAGUGUUGGAACCAUUUUUGGAGAGGAAUUGGGCAGUGCAGUGCAGGAGGCCAGAGAUUUCAUGGAGAAUGUGAAGGCCUGGGAAGCUACGGUGGUUGAAAGAAAGCUGUUCAUGCUGAUGGAGUUAAAAGACAAUCUGAAUGCAAAAACCAGGAACCACAGUGUGUGGAUCAACAUGUGCCUGUCUCACAAAUCCCUGCAGGACUUCCUGGUGAACACCGUGCGGAGCUGCCAGGAGUCACCUCCAGAAAACACCACAUUUAUCAAGGUAAUGUUGAGAAGCCUCCUGGAUCCUCACAUCUACUCUGUCAAGGACUUCACUGAGGCUUCCUUCAUUAUGCAAUGGAUCUUCCAGACUGCGCAGCCGCUUCCCAGACCUCCCAAAAUCUCUGACCUUGAAGAACUCACUAACACACGGCGACAAGUGAAUGAUGACUUCCUGACAGAGACCCCUGCAACCAAGCUGGCCUUCUGCCAACUGGCACUGCCUCUGCUGCUGCCCAACCCAGGCACUUCACGCAUCGAGUUCCCGCUCUACGCCCUCAGCCAAAUCCAAAGGAGCUGGAAAGAGACACAGAAGUCAGGACAGCAGGCCCAAACACAGAGUUACAACAAUAAACUCAUCUUCCAGGCACAGACUCCCAUCGUGUCCUUCAUCCGCAUUGGCAGCUCGGCCUCCUCUUCCAAGUCUCAGCUCCUGAACGCUCUGCUGAGCAAACGCAAACACGACACUUUCUUCCACCGCCACUGCAGAGGCAGCACCAGAGAGCGUUUGCUGAUGGAAGGGGUGGUGGAGAUUGCCUGGUACUGCCCUCGUGGAAGCCCUGAUGACACCUUUGAGAGCUGCGUGGCUUUCUGUAACCUGCAUGGAGAUGCCAGGGAUCACGGAGCACAGCUGCAGUUCCUGCAGGACAUAUCUGCUGUCAAUGUGGCUCUUGUGUCUGAGUUGGAGCACAUGGACAACAGGGGGAAAAAGCUUCUGCAGGACCUGUGGCAGUCACAAAGACCUUUGAUUUGUCUUUUUACAGAAAAAGAGAAUACUGCAAGUGGACAAUCCAGCAAAACUAUAACAAUAGGGAUGAAGAACAGAAACGAAGCAGAACUGAUGGACCAGCUGACCAAAAUUAUCAGGGAAAUCCUGGAAGGGUCUAAUCCAUGUUUCAGCCUGGACGCCUGCGCGGACAAAGCUCGCCAGCAUGGAUUUGUGGUGGAUGCAUAUCAACCCGUGUGGGUGACCGCGAAAGCAAAGGCAAAUGAGCCAGUGGAUUUUCUAACGAAAGAGAAGCUGUCUGAGAUCAAACCCCACCUGAAAGAACUAAAAGAGACUGAACUACAGGAGGAGCAGAGGGAACUGGAUGCAAGGAAGUUGAAAUAUGAAGACGAGCUCUUGAGAAGGAGUAGGGAGCUGGCUGUGACUCUGAAAGGGAAAUGCCUCAAUGAGAGACAACUGAAGAGCUACUUUACUCUUGUCUGGAACUGCUGGAUUGCUGAAGUCUCCUGUGCUACUGGUCCUACAAAAUGGGUGGAUAUCGAUGCAGAAACUGAACAUGUCCUUCUAGAGCACUUUAAGGAGCCAGGUUUCCAUGCAGAAAUCAGGUCAUUUCCUAAAGACAGAGGAUUUUCUUUUGACAUGGAGAAACACACCAGAAAGAAAAAGUAUUUAGGCUUAUUAUUCCUAGAUCUCAGGAGCAUUUGUGAUGCUGAUGUGAUCAAGUUUCAGCACAUCUCAGAUGACAUCAUAGCGCGUGUGGAGGGAAACAUUGAUAAAAAGGAACAGGAUAAGCAAGAUUACAGUCGAAAUUUCAUUUAUGAAAUACUCAAUGAAGUACAGAGAGGUGUGAACUCUGUCCCCAGCAAUGCAAAAUGUAUUUUUAACAGAGAGUACAGGAUGGAUUUGUCCCUCUAUCUGUGCAAAAUGGCAGCAGAAAGGUUUAAAGCCAUGCACAAAGCAUUCCAAAAGGCAAAUGACCCAGUCAUGUACCUGAGCAGCAAGAGAGAAGAUUUCUUCCAAUGUUUCCUGAUUUCCUGCCAAGGAGCCACUUACAUCACAACUUUUGCUGUUUUCCUUUGUGACAAGAUUGAACCAGCUCUUCGCAAGGCAGUCUUUGAGAGGACGGCUAAAGACAUUGCUGAGGACAUGAAGAGCAAAUUCCCAGACUUCAGGGGCAACAGAGCCAAUCUGGAAGUCUGCAUCCUGAGAUACCUGGCAGAAAAAGAAAAUUUUGAGGAUUUCAAGCAGUACCUUACGUCACCAAAACAUUUUUUUCGAAGUUACACUGAGAGGCAAGUUAAGAGUCAGUACUUAGAUGGGAGUAGGAGGCUGAGGAUGUUUUUAGAUUCCUCCCUUACUGUUCUCUAUCGAAACAUCCUGUCAGCUUUUUAUUUAUCAACUCAAAUUGUCAAAGACAGAAAAGACAGACAAGACAAAAUCUCUCUUUGGCUGGAUGAAUUUUGCAGGGAGCUGGCAGAGGUGAUCAACUUGCCCAGAAGUGAGCUGAAGAGCAUCGAGCACCAGGAGGUCACAGACAUUGAGUUCCUGAGCAGUGCCAUGGCAGAAGCUCUGUAUGACAUGAGGAACAGGCUCAUGAAAACACUGGCUGAUGCUGACAUGAGCUCGUUUGCAAGGAAGCCUCACACCAUCCUGGCAGAGCAUUUUUCAGGGUGCUGGGAGCAGUGUCCAUUUUGUGGGGCUGUCUGUGCAAACACCAUAGAGAACCAUGAUGGAGACCAUCAGCCAGUCUUCCAUCGCCCACAGGCUUUGACAGGACUUACAUAUAGGACAUAUUUAUCUCCUAACAUGGAAAAUCCACUAUCGCUGAUCACUGAUACUUGUUCCAGCCUAGUAAAAAGUGACGCCUUAUUCAGAGCUCAUGGUUGCCCAUUGACCCCUUACAAAAAAUACCGGGAUGCAGGACCUCCUGUUUCCAAUUGGAACAUUCUUCCUGAUUCAUCCAUGCAGGUGUACUGGAAAUGGUUUGUGUCUCAUUUCAGGACAGAGCUGGAAGCUUUCUACGAUUGGAAAUUUCAGGGCAAAGGAGAAAUCCCUAAGGCGUGGCUGAGAAUUACCAAGCAGGAAGCACUGUCUGAGCUGGACAGGCUUUAAGCCACAUCCAUGGGGAGGAAGAACCACAAUGACUUUGGAGUUUAGGAGAGCUUUGUACCUGGGUCUCCACAAAAUGCGGUUACAAUGACAACGCUCUCAAGCCCAAUGAAGAGGAUGGUAUCCAAUUUUUCCCAAAUUUGGCGCAUUAUGCAGCCAUCACUUAGUAAAUCCCCCGCUUCAGUAAAAAUCCAGAAUCCUCCUGCCUUCUUGCCAUAAACAUUUCCCUCUGCUUUGACUGAGAGCCAAACCAAACCUCCUCAUUGGGGCGAUUGGCCUUGUGGCCAAGCUGAGCCCAAGGGCCCGUGUUGGAGUCCAGGGUGUUCCUCUUGCUUCCCUGAUCCUGGCAGGGAUCUCAGAGGCCCAGGCAUGGAGCCCAGGGAUCCUGGGGGCUGGACUUGAGUCCCUGGAGAAAUUUGCCAACAUUGCAGGAAGAAUUACAAGUCACAAAAAAUAAGUAGAGUACAAAUUAGACUGUUAGAAGAUAGAAAUGGUGGAUUUCUAGGAAUGUUUAUAUUAGAGGGUUCUUAGCUAACAUGGAAGAUUUGGGGCGUGGUAUGUCUCUUCCUUCUUCCUCUCCAUGCCAUCCAUGUUGGAUGGCAUGCUGGCGUCCUUGGAUUGCAUGGGGACAAAGUUAGACAGUGCAAUAAAAUUGUAGUGUACUGGAAAAUAAUUGUAACUAUUAGGUAUGUGGUUUGGAGUAUAAAAGCAUUUUCUUCAGCCCUAGGGCUGGGAAGAACACAGACUUUAAAAACCACCAACAUGUCCUGCUGUGGGGAUCUCAGGAUCAGAAGACCACACAGACAGUGACAGGCCAGGGCAAGGGCAAAGGCAGCACUCAAAGCACCCCUUGGCUCAGCUGCUGUGAGACAAGAAGGGACUGUUGGAGUGUGAAACAGAGGCCUGUCUUAGUUGCUAAAGGAGAGAAUGGUAUGUAGGAAUUGAACUAAAGUUUUUAGAGAAAUUAAAGCAUUUUAAGACACACAGGCAUAAAGUAGAAGUGUAAGCUUUAGUUUUAAGUAAGUAGAAGUAUUAUUACGUUGCAUAGAUACAAAGCAAAAAUAUAAAUCUUAGUUUUAAGUAAGUAAAAAUAUGUUUUAAGCGCCUUAAAGAGCAAAAGCCUUUGAAUCUGGUGCAAAAAACAAGCUUCAAAAUCAAGCUUCACUGUGAGCUCAAAAAGAAAAACAAAAGAUUCAAAAAAAAGUUUCUGUGAGAGCUCAAAAACAUAGUGUUAGACAUUAAAAAAACAUAGAAAAGGUAUUGCUAACAGAUAGAACUGAUAGGAUAUAUAUGCAAAUUAAAUGUAACUUUGGUAUUAUAGAACCAUAAUUCUAAUAGGUUUAGAAGAAAUGCUUCAUGUUUGUGUUUUUUAGCUAAUUGGGUAAUUUGUAAAUAAAAAUCUGUGCAUUGGGGGAAGGCUCGCUCUCUCGCUCUCUCUGUUCCUCCAACAUCAUCAUCAUCAUCACCACUACCAACACAUGAAAGAAGAAGACGAAGAACAAGAAGAAAAGAAUAGAAGAAGAACGACAGAAGCAUCUGCCUCUACUCAGGACUCUGUAUUAGAUUGCAGCUUCUGCCUCAGCUUGAGACUCUGCACCAGGCCACAGCUUCUACCUCUACCCAGGAUUCUGUACCAGAGAACUGCUGCUCCUGCCUCUGUCCAGGACUUUGCACCAGAGAGCUGCUUCUGCUUUCAAAGAGACACGAUGCUGAAAGCUUUACCACAAACUUUAUAGCUUCAGACUCUUGUAAUUGAGUCUGAUGUGCUCCUGUAAUAAACAACUUACAGUAACGAACAACUGCUCUGCUCUUUUGAAAACACAAACCCAUAACAAUCCCAACAAGGGAAAGUGCCCCAGAGGCAGUUUUCCUGCAGCAAGGAGCUGUCCUGCCCAGAGAAAAGGCUGCAGGACCCAAGACCAGCUCCAUGCUGGCUGCAAGCUGGGCUGCUUCGCUUUUGGGUGUCAUCCUUCCCUCCCUCAUUGCAGCCUCCUGGAUCAACUGAGGCUGUUCUCCCAGCAGAAGCUGUUGUGUCUCAGGGCUCAGGAAAGCAGUGACACGACUGCCCCAGGGCUCAGGCAGUGCUUUCACUCCCUGUCUCCAAGGUGCUGUGUCUGUGCCCAGGGCAGCCGCUCCUGCUCAGGUGCCUGGGGCUGCUGCCCUUCCCUCCAGCCCUCAGCCCCUGCAGGAGCUGCUCCUGCCCUUGGCCUCACUGCUGUGCAAAAGCCUUUGGAAUGCCCCAUGUGCAGAAACCUGUGUGCCAGCACCUUCCUCAGCAGCCCUCGGGGCAGUGCUGGUGCUGUCCAGGCAGGCUGGUGGCACCAGAGCCGUGCUCUGGAGAAGGUGGCACCAGCUGGCUCUGCCCCAGGGAGGUGUGAGGGGCUUUUGCUGUGCAGGUGCUGCAACCCCGCUGGAAAUGCCAGGGCCAACCCUCCUGGAGAGCUGGCUGAAGGGCUGCUUCAGCAUCAUCCCCUGCAGGCUCUGCCGAUAAACGAGUUGAUUUGGA
This is a messenger RNA of Oenanthe melanoleuca, 7556 nucleotides long. RefSeq names its product interferon-induced very large GTPase 1-like. Bases 443 to 5053 code for a protein of 1536 amino acids. Lineage: Eukaryota; Metazoa; Chordata; Aves; Passeriformes; Muscicapidae. The transcript has 4 exons. The record is from RefSeq and is a predicted model, not a curated record.